Plutella xylostella (diamondback moth) is the source of this 3213-nucleotide messenger RNA. RefSeq lists its product as uncharacterized. Lineage: Eukaryota; Metazoa; Arthropoda; Insecta; Lepidoptera; Plutellidae. The record is from RefSeq and is a predicted model, not a curated record.
AUGGUGAACACCCGUAGUGCCCUUCGCAAGGAGAUGGAGGCACCGACCAAGGCGCAUUCGGACACGCUCGUUACGCAACGAUUAUUUGUUUCACCAAACGAAGAGAAGCCCACCACCAGUGCACGCAGCGUGAAAACAGAAGGACAAGCGAAGGAUUUGUCCAACUUCAAGUUGCCGACGGAAAAGGAUCGGAAGUCAAAAUCCAACAGAUCCUCAUCAUCUGCAGCUCUGGCACAGAAGAAGAAGUUAGAACUUGAAGCGGCAACAGCAAAGGCUCGGAUCCAAAUGGAAUUAAUAGACGCAAAGCUAGAAGCAGACCUAGCAGCCGUAGAAGAAAAAUACAGUUCACUAUCGUCGAGGAGUACCAACGGCAGUGACGGCAAGGACAUCGAGAAAUGGCUCGAUCAAAGUCAGCGAGAACUGGAGAAGCACAGGGCCUGCACUGAUGGUGCAACCGCAGGUCCCGCGCGCCCGCCGGCUGAGGCCGGCACUGAUGGUCCAGUUCAGCAGCUCACCGCCGCCGCCGCCGCUCCACCGCCGGGUCAAGCCGGCACUGAUGGACCCAUUCUGCAACUUGUUAGUGCAAUGAAGGAGCUAGUUACCAGCACGGUCGCCGGUAACAACAACAACCUACUUACUAGGAUCAGCACACCUAAAGAGCUGCCACCGUUCUAUGGGGAUCCAACUGAAUGGCUAGCGUUCAAACAAGCCUACGAGGAGUCCACUUCACUAUGCAACUUCAGUGAGAGGGAGAACGUCUGGCGAUUGAGAAGGUGUCUACGCGGCGCCGCGCGAGAGACCGUGGCCGCCCUGCUCAUGACCGCCGCCGCGCCGCGCGACGUGAUGGCCACGCUUGAGCUACAAUUUGGGAACGCAGACAUCAUAUUAUCGAAGAUUAUGAGUGAUAUUAAAAAACUAAAUCCAGUUUCACCAGAAUAUCAGAAAGACAUUGUGCCAUUUUCAAUAAAGGUGAAGAAUUACGUGGCCGCCGUGCGCGCGCUGCACCGCGAUGAGUACCUGGAGGGAGUCAGCGUAGUCAACAUAGUGCUCUCCAAGUUGCCUACAGUACUAGUGUCGAAAUGGGCUGACUACAGUUACCCGCUCAUCACACAGGGAUGCAAGUCACGAUUGGAUAUAAUAUCCGACUUUUUAAAUGAAGAAGCAGUGAAAAUAUCAACAUGUAGUGCUAGUUUGAUGAACAUUCGUGAUAAUAAACGUAAACAAAUGGAGAACAGUUAUUACAACCAACCACAAACAGUUUUAGUACAAAGUGCACAGUACAAAGACAGAUUAGAAGAAAAGUGCCGGUUUUGUCGUAUUUCAAAACACAAGUUAACCGAGUGUAAAAAGUUUAAACGUUCAUUACGUAAGGACCGCUGGGCGUAUGUGAAACGAACGGGACUUUGUUACAAGUGUUUAUCAUCGUAUCAUGAUAGACAAACGUGUCCAGCCGCCGUGUGUGACGUAGACUCUUGCGGUGAAUCUCACCAUCGUUUACUACACUACGUACCUAGUUCGCGUCAAGACAAUACCGUCGCCGUGCAAGUGUCGCAAAGUGAACAAAAUGACUCUGAACAACAAAGUGAAAGUCACGAAACUGUUACCCAUAUAAAUUCAAACAGCUGUUCAGUGUUACUAAAAGUAGUGAAAAUAAACAUUCAUGGACCUAACGGUGUUAUCAGUGCUACCGCAUUACUGGACGAUGGUUCUACUGUGUCGCUGAUAAGCGCCGCCCUCGCCGCGCGGGCCGGGCUGCGCGGGCGCAGGCAGGCGCUGCGCGUGCGGGGCGCCUGGGACAAUACCGACCUUGUGUGUGAUACCGAACUAGUAGACUUUACUUUAUCUAAUAAACAAGGAACAAUACAUAAAAUCAGUGCGCGUAGUGUGAAUGAACUUAACUUACCGGUACAGAACUUAACUCAAAUAAACUGCGAGAACUUUAAUUACUUACGUGAACUGAAAGGUGAAUUGUGUACUGAACAUUUAAAACCGGAAGUGCUGAUCGGCCAGGACAACUACCACCUGCUGCUACCGCUGGAAACAUUAAGCGGCAGUCAGAAUGAGCCGUGCGCCACCCGCACGCCGCUGGGCUGGUGCGUGCACGGCCGUGUGCCGCGCGCCCGCGGCCCCGCCGCCGCCGCGCCGCUCACCACGCAUUCUACACUCUUCAUCAGCGACGAAGCUGAACAUCAUCACAAUCACGACAAUCUGCACGAAGUAGUACGCCGCUCAUUUGAGAUCGAGUCCAUGGGCGUGUCCGCCUGCAACCCGCGGCAGAACACGCAGGACCAACGAGCCUGGGAACAUCUGGAACAAACUUCCAGGCUUGUGAAUGGCCAGUGGCACGUCGGCUUACCCUGGAAGGAUAUUAAUUGCGUAAUGCCCGACUCUUAUCAGAAUGCUAUAGCUAGAUUGAAAGGAGUAGAACAAAAGAUGAACAAAAAUGAAGAAUAUGCCGAGAGAUAUAAAGAGAGAAUUCGGCACCUAUUGAAUAACGAUUAUGCAGAAGAGCUGGAAAACUGUGAAGUUACACCUAAGACAUGGUACUUGCCACAUUUCGGCGUGGACAACCCCAACAAAAAGAAACUGCGCCUUGUGUUCGAUGCAGCAGCUCAAUCUUCAGGGUUGUCACUGAACGACUACCUACUAAAAGGACCGGACCUACUCAUGUCACUAUUUGGAAUAAUGUUACGGUUCAGAGAGAAUAGAAUAGCCGUAAUAGGAGAUAUUAAAGACAUGUUUUUGAGAAUUAAAAUUCAAAAAGAAGACCGAGAUGCCCUACGCUUUGUUUUUAGAGGAAACCCUAACACUGAAGAUAAGAACCUACCACAAAAACAAAGCACAAAUAAUGAGUCAUCGCCAGUGAAAACCUAUGUGAUGUCAUUCCUAAUAUUUGGUGCUAAUUGUUCACCAUUUGUUGCACAAUUUAUAAAGAAUAAGAACGCCCGCCGGUUUGAGCAAUCCAUGCCCGCCGCCGCCGCCGCCGUGGUCCGCCAGCACUACAUGGACGACUACAUCCACAGCGUGCCAGACGAGCAGACCGCUAUCAGGCUUAUCAAACAAAUUACCUACAUACAUUCACAAGGUAACUUUGAAAUACGCAACUGGAACAGCAACAGCGAGAGUGUACUAAACAGCGUGCCAAAAGAGACCCUCGGUGAAGCGGCCGCACUAUGUAGCUGCGAAAACAAGAGCAAGCGAGACAGAGAGUGA